AUGUCAACACCGAGUAAUAGAGAGAUACUCUCAGCCUACCGCCAGCUGUACAAGCACUGUCUUCGAGCCGUCCAGUAUUCUAAGCCUGCCCGCUACACCAUCCGCGACCGUCUCCGCCAUCAAUUCCGCUCCGGCCAUCCUGCUGACCUCGACCUGCGCCGAAUUGAAAACACUCUAGAAUUCCUCCGCGGCGCAGCUCGCGAGAAGGGCUUGGAGCACCAGAUCGUGAAGAAUCUCACUCAUGUCUGGUAUCAUGAGCCGAAGAUGGUGGAGUCGCGAACAAAAGGCGAGGAGGGCGAAGUCAGGAUCAAAAUAACAGCAUACGAUCCUUUCUAUCACACUAUAAGAAUGCUCAACGAGAGCAUGGGAACGUGCAUCCGAUGA
Messenger RNA from Coniosporium apollinis CBS 100218, 384 nucleotides. RefSeq lists its product as uncharacterized. The record is from RefSeq and is a predicted model, not a curated record. NCBI's taxonomy places the organism in Eukaryota, Fungi, Ascomycota, Dothideomycetes. The coding region runs from base 1 to 384 and encodes 127 amino acids. The transcript is spliced from 2 exons.